Messenger RNA from Lotus japonicus, 1633 nucleotides. RefSeq names its product probable serine/threonine-protein kinase PIX13. The record is from RefSeq and is a predicted model, not a curated record. The coding region runs from base 177 to 1439 and encodes 420 amino acids. The transcript has 6 exons. Gene Ontology annotation, molecular function: ATP binding; protein kinase activity. Gene Ontology annotation, biological process: protein phosphorylation. Lineage: Eukaryota; Viridiplantae; Streptophyta; Magnoliopsida; Fabales; Fabaceae.
AUAGAAAAGCUAACUUCAAUUAUUGAAGAGAAAUUAAAGCAAAAAGAGAAAAAAAAUUAAAGAAGAGGUAUAUGGGUUGAAGAAGAAGAUUGGAGUUGAACUUGGAACACAAGAACAAGACCAGGCACACCCUGCCCUUCUUCAGAGGAAAGUGGUAGAUAGAUUGAUUGAUUCCAAUGGGGAAUUGCUGGGCUUCUCCAUCUAACAAUCCAACCGGAACAGCCCCUCCUUCACCUGGGGGGACAUCCCAGACCCAGUUUCAGUCCCAGACAACUACUACCACCAACAGCAGCUAUACUACUACUACUACUACUACUACCUCUUCUGGAAGUGGGAGCAGCUCCAUAAGCAAGUUCUCUGUGAGAAGUGGUGAUCCUGCUGCAGGUCCAGGUGGUCAGAUCUUACCUACCUCAAAUUUGAGGAUCUUUACUUUUGCGGAGUUGAAGGCUGCAACUAGGAAUUUCAGAGCUGAUACAGUGCUUGGGGAGGGAGGUUUUGGAAAAGUUUUCAAGGGUUGGAUUGAAGACAGGGCACCUUCAAAGAAUGGAAGUGGCACAGUCAUUGCCGUCAAAAAAUUGAACUCGGAAAGCUUACAAGGAAUUGAGGAGUGGCAGUCAGAGGUACAUUUUCUAGGACGCAUUUCUCAUCCUAACUUGGUUACACUGCUGGGAUACUGUUUGGAGGAAACAGAACUUCUUCUCGUCUAUGAAUUCAUGCAGAAGGGCAGUUUGGAAAAUCAUCUUUUUGGAAGGGGAUCUGCUGUCCAACCACUACCUUGGGAACUCAGGCUUAAGAUUGCAAUUGGAGCAGCUCGUGGCCUUGCAUUCCUGCAUUCAUCCGAGAAAGUAAUUUACAGAGAUUUCAAGGCCUCCAAUAUAUUGCUUGAUGGGUCCUAUAAUGCAAAGAUAUCAGACUUUGGGUUGGCAAAACUGGGUCCUUCAGCUAGUAAAUCCCAUGUGACAACAAGGGUGAUGGGCACAUAUGGUUAUGCGGCUCCUGAAUAUGUGGCCACAGGGCAUUUAUAUAUGAAGAGUGAUGUGUAUGCGUUUGGAGUUGUUUUGAUUGAGAUACUAACAGCCCUACGAGCACUUGAUCCGAACCGUCCAAGCGGGCAACAUAAUCUAACAGACUGGGUGAAGCCAUACCUGCAGGAUAGAAGAAAAUUGAAGAGGAUAAUGGAUUCAAGUUUGGAAGGAAAAUAUCCAUCCAAAGCUGCAUUUCGUAUAGCUCAGCUAGCUUUGAAAUGCCUUGCAUCUGAGCCCAAACACCGGCCAUCAAUGAACGAAAUGUUGGAGAGCUUAGAGAGAAUUGAAGCAGCCAGUGAGAGACCUGUGGAAUCCAGAUUCCGGUCUACUCAUUCUACACUUGCUAAUGCUAGCCACCAGGCUGUACACCACCGUUCUCCACUUCAUCAUCUAAAGCAUCAAGUAAGGGUGUGAGAGGGCCUUAAUUGGUUGUGUUAUUUAUCUAUCCAUUCAACAUUUUGCUUGUUGUUCAUGUUGUAUUCUUAGGACUCAAGUAGAUAUGAGAUUUGUGCUAGGCUGCCAAAUCAUAUAUUAUUGUUGUUGGACUGUUGGUGAUGUACAGAGUUGUUCUUAAAGCUAAAUUGGUGUUGUAGGAGGGAUUUUAAUCA